This is a messenger RNA of Trifolium pratense (red clover), 716 nucleotides long. RefSeq lists its product as uncharacterized. The coding region runs from base 72 to 548 and encodes 158 amino acids. The transcript has a single exon. NCBI's taxonomy places the organism in Eukaryota, Viridiplantae, Streptophyta, Magnoliopsida, Fabales, Fabaceae. The record is from RefSeq and is a predicted model, not a curated record.
AUAGAAUCACACAUAACUAAAAACUCUCAUAUUGUCAAAAAAAAAAAAAAAAACUCUCCUCUCAUAGAAUCAUGAGUCAACCACCAACAAGAAAGAUAUCAUUCUCAUGGGAAAAGAAGCCAGGAAUCCCUAAGGAAAGUAUUAUUAGUACUCAUGGUGAAAAAUUAAUCCAAAAAGAUGAUGAUUUUUUGCAUAAGUUACCACCUCCUCCAAUUUCUUCACUAGAUGGAUCAACUACUCCUAGAAAUCAUGUUCAUGAUUUUCAAAUUCCACUUCCUCCUUGUGCUUUUCAACCUCCUUAUUAUAGAACUACUUCUAAGAAAGGUAUUUGGGUUCAAGAUGAUGAUCCUUUCUUAGCAGCUUAUAAAGAGUGUACCAAGAGUAAGAAAAGUGGUAUGAAGGACAAAAAGUUGAGUAGGGGUGGUAGUAGUAGUUUUUGUGAAUCAAGGUUAAUGAGAAAUAUGUCUUUUUUUUCAUGUAAGAGAUCUUGCAAUGUUAGAGACAAUAAUUUGGUAAGAAUCUCCCAUUCACCACAAAACAUAGAUUGAGAUUGAUAUGUGUGUUUCAAUUAAUUAAUCACAUAGCUAGUAUUUACUUUCAUGAACUUGUGUUCUAUUGGGACAAGUCAAUCUCUAGUGUUAUAUAUGUUUUAGGUGUGUAAAUAAUAAAAGUUAUAAUGGUAUAAGAUGAUGAACUAAUGAGAAUUGAGUUUACUA